AUGCAGUCGUCAAUGCCUUCGCCUUUGAAGAAGCCCUUGAGUCCCGAAGCUGACGAGAAUUUGUUGAAGACUUAUUUAAAGAAUAAAGACGAGAAUGCAGGAGUGAUGGAGGCUUCUGUACCGGAAAGCAACCAAGUCAUUGAUCUGGCCAGCAGUGAUGACGAGGCUGCCGCUGCACCCGACACAGCAGCCCUGCCCACUUCGGUUAAAUCAGGGCCAGUUGCAAUUAGAUCUAAUGGAACAGAAUUAUCGGUACUAAAUUCUGACGGUAAAAGCUUGACUAAAAGUGGGGAUGCGGGCACAAACAUGGCCAUUUCUGAUGAAUCACAGCCACUCACAUCCAUUUCUAAUGAUUCCGGUACUAAUUCUGGCACGAAAUCGGGUACGUCAAGCGGACCGAAAAUUAUUGGAACUGGGAUAGCCGCGAGGGCUCGCCGAAACCACGAAAACCAAAUUGGGGCCGAUAAAAGUACUGUGGACAUGAGCCAAUCUGUGAAAGCCAUGCCAACGGUACUUAUAGGAAGUCUGGAGAACUACCAGAGGAUAUCUGCAGAGGCCAUCAAGCCGAGCAGCACCUCCACAGUGCUCACUGAGUACGCAUACAAGAAACAGAAUAACACGAGCGACACAGCCGCCAGCCCCACAGACCUUGCACCCGAGUCUGAUCCAAAACCCCCAACACCCUUAAAAAUAGACACGUUAAAGGAGGCCAAAAUCAUGACCCCCUCUUCCUCUCAAGCUAAUGUAUAUAUAGCAGGCGAUUCACUCCUACGCACGGAUGAUAUGUCGCCACCGCCGCCGGUGCUGUUAGGGACGCGCGCACAAAGCUCUGACGUCGUGGAUGUGCCAGACGAAUCUCCGUACAGCGACAGUAACAUUCCACCAGAGGGAAGUGUAGUCGAACACGCACGUAUGCCCACAAAUGAACAUGUAGAUGUAGAAUCGGAUACAACCGAACUCACGCACACGGACACAGCCGGAUACAAACCCGACGAAGAACCGUCUCGUCUGUCGGAUGGUGUAGGUGAGCAUAUUAAUGUCGACACUUCGGAAAGUGCGGAGGACGAAGACAGUGGGGAAGGUAAUGGAGGCGAUCACUCUAACCCAGAGAUUAUGGAUAGGGCACUUCCUAGGGCACUUCCUGACCAUAUGCGGGAAGAUAAAGACUCCUUUGUCACCAAUGUCAGUACGCAUGACCUUACUGAUGCGGUCAGCAAGGACGUUGAUCCCGCUUCUGUGAACCACGUAGACGUAGUUAGUAGUACUUCAAUGUUGGGCAGGGGUGCAAGUGGCAAGAACCGCAAUGAGGCAAUUAGUUCCGAUAACACCAAGGAUAGAGGAUGGUAUGAGACACAACAACAGGCGUUACACACGACAGCGAAUGCGAUACAUACGGCAGAGAAGUCGUUUUCGGAGAUGGACAUUGUCUCACAGACUACCGAUGGGAAGAAGAAGGUGGUUAUUGGCGUAGGCAGUGCACCCCCGAAGAAGAGUACAAACACGGCAGAGGUGCCGGCACGAUCGCGGGUAUUGGGCAACAUGAUAAAUACAGAGACAGGUAAAGAGAGUGCGGAGUCGAUGACUGGCAGAGAUCCAAUGCCAGGUAAAGAUGAUAAUACCCUGGGUGAGAGUAGACCUGGAGUAGAGAAGCAGAGUGUGGAUGUGGGAGUGAGUAGGAAAGUGUAUGAACUGGAUGAUACAGGAGUUGCACAUAAAGGGGUUGUCACGGGGACGCAUGGGCCCAUGGAGGGCAAAGGAAGUGUGCCAGAAGAUGAAGACAUGCGGAUGUCUGGGUCUGCAAUGGAGGAGAAGAUGAAGGAUAUAUACAGUGGUGUGAGUGGGACCAAAGAUCUUGACGGGACGGGUUUAACGGGCGUUCUCACAAACAGCACCAGUGUCCAAUACAAGCAUUCUCUGCAGCCAGAUACAAAGUACGACACUUCACAUACGCAAAGAAAAGGGAAACUCGAGCAACCCAUCACAUCAAGUAUGGUAGUCGGGAGCACAGAUCGGCCCGAUGUUGUAGUUAAAACCACUACAACACCAAAGUUAGAGAAACAGAGUAUGUCAGGGGCAACCGCACCCGGACUCACAAACCAGGCAGCCCCGGAGAAGAAAAAGAAAGUAGUGAUUGGACAGGGCGAAUCACGGUAUGCCACACAGGGCCCUUACAGGCCUACCGAAAGCUCUAAAGCACGACCAUAUACACAAACACACAUACAAACACCAAACAAACCGCGCCUCCUCCACCCUGUUGCACACGCCUCUGCACCCACGACUACGCCAGCCAGUACCACUAGUACGAAAGGGGGGGUGACAGCAAAGCUGAACAACCUCUCGUUGGACAGAGCACCGAAGUCCUCGCCGUAUGCUACGUUGGGGAGGGCUAACCUGGAACCGGGGACGAUUAGAAAGCUGCAAGAAUUGAGUUGCAAGGGCGGUAGGAAGGCCAAGUUUUUCAUUCCUACGGUGAAGGGGUCGGUACCAACGAGCGUGAUAAAGAUCACACCUCAAUCAACGGCUACGUCACAGCCGGUACCGUCAGCCCAACCGGACCGUAAAUUACAUGAACAACACAGCGAGAAGGCGAAGCCAGCACAGUUGAAACGUCCUUCACUAGACAGGACACAGUCGAAUAUCAGUACCAAUGCGAAGCCUAUAAAGAGGAAACACUCUUCAUCAGAUUACAUGCAGUCAAGUUUAAGUACACUCACCACAGAUAGCAACCCUUUCCGCUCGGAAAAGGUCCUGAAUGCACCCAGAUUGAUUAGUGACAUACAUGCUAGCAAGCCAAAGGCACAGGGAGCAGGAAUCAACUCGACACAGAUUGCGAGUCCUCGUGCGCAUAGUCGAAAAGACGGGCGCUUUUCUAGGUCACUGUCUCCAAUAGCAGCGACAAAGAGUGGGAGUGGGGAGGUGCCCUAUGAGCAAAGCAUUACUAUCAGCGAUGACGAGCCUCGUGGUGGUGUAAGUAGGGCCAAAAUAAAAACUCGCGUGGUGACGAUAGAUAGCGAUAACGAAGUGGCCGAGGAUUCCGGGUCGAGAGCACAAAGUAAGUCACCAGUAAACAGUAGAAGCAAAGCGGUAUCGCAUGGACCAAUUGCGGGACGGUUGGGCGAACUGGAGUGGGAGUCCGAAAGUAAUGAUGAAGAUAAACCGAAGAAGGAUAGGGGGCGUGGGAAGAAACAGAUCAUGCUGGGUCUUGAGCGGACGAAUAUACUUGCUGAAAGUAUGAAACGCCAUGGACUAAACAAGAGUGCAGCAAACACGCCCAGACCAGGGUCACGACAAACAGAUCGAUCGGACCGAGAAAAAGGCGGGAAAAGUAGGCAUAAGAAGGAGAAAUGCAAGGGACAACGGAACACGAUGGAUAAUUAUGGGGUAAGCGGGAAUAGUGUUAAAAAGUCUCAGAGGAGGCAUCAGGAUAUCGUGGAGCUCGAUGAUAAGGACGAUUUGACCGAGUUCAUGGUGAAUCGGCCCGAUUUAGCCUUUUUGGCUGAUCACAAGAGUGACGAGCAUACCGAUAUGAAACCCGACACACAUCCCACACUCGGCGACAAAAAACACAUACAAACACAUACAGACAAACAUAAGACGUCAUCAAAGUCCGCGCGCGCACAGUACACCAUCGAGGACAUGAGAGCACCACGGAGCGGCCCGAUUAGUAAUGUACCGGGCCAUUCUAAUAGGCAGAGUAUAUCACCGGCUAGGCGUAGCAGGCGGAGAAGUACUACUUCUUCGUCAGUCGAGCAUGAGUCGCCGGGUCUGCACAAGCACACCGACGCACGCACACAGAAAUCGCGGAGAGCGUCUCGGACAUAUACAACUUCCGAUUUUGAUGGGAACACUCACGCAUACCGGAGUGCUGCGAACGCGAGUAAGGGCAAAGGAAAGAAGCGUGGCCGCACGGGUAGAGAGGGGCCAUUUAAGGCGCAGAGCUAUAGUGAAACGAUAGAUGUGGAUGGCGAUGAUUCGGCGGACGAUCCGAACGAGUCGAUGAUGAGUGGGCCUGGGGGAUUAACGCCGGCCACUGCGAAGUCAUACAAGAGGAACAAAACCCGCUAUUCUAGCUUAGUAAAUUGAUAGAUAGUUGGCGCCACUGUGGUAUCUACCCAAGCUUGGCCUUAACGAGCGGGGGAUCGUGUGCACGCUCAAAGAUAUGAUGUGUCAGCACAACGAUGUGACAGGCAUUUGAGGUUGGCAUGGUAAUGAUAUGCGACUUUGCUAUUGCCGUAAUAUGCACAGUCUUUGACUUGCUCGUGAAACACGCAGCUAUGGCGCUGUGAACCUCCGGCUGCGAAAGUAUUCACCUUGUGGCGGUACAUCGUGCCAAUCCUCCGGCCUUCGUAGACCUUGAAUUUAAAACCGUACGCCAGCGGAAAUACACACCUGUGGCAGCUACUGCAAAGCACUCUGCCGGCCCCAUUAGACUAGGACUGUGAAAUAAAACAUUAGUAUGCGG
Messenger RNA from Sphaeroforma arctica JP610, 4462 nucleotides. RefSeq lists its product as hypothetical. The transcript has 5 exons. Bases 1 to 4083 code for a protein of 1360 amino acids. Lineage: Eukaryota; Ichthyosporea; Ichthyophonida. The record is from RefSeq and is a predicted model, not a curated record.